CUACCUAGGUACUUCUUCGCCGGUACGUAACGAUACCUUCCUCGCUCUACCUCCUUCAGAUGAAAAGCGAUGAAAGUUCAUUUGGGGAUAAAUGCGAUGCGUAUGAGACAUCCAGGUGUAAGAAUGAAUAACCUUACCUGGAGACGAAAGAGUGGGAGGUGACAAGGAUCCUGCGAGCUGCACGUAUCGGCACCCCUCAUCUCAGCAGCGACAACAACCUCUCAUCUCAGCCAUCAGACGCCUCGUCAGGUUACAUGAGGAAAGAGACCACAAGUGCUCCGUUGCUACGCUGGCAAGAGAAAAUUUCUUCCUACUUGCUAUUGAUAGCUUCACUACUACCAUUGAAAUAAAUUCACUUACCUGAAUACAUCUGCACCUUUUGUCGUCUUAGAUCUCAGAUCUUACAUCUCACCGCUCACGCAGAUGAAGCAUCAUUUUAUUCUUGCUCUAAAAACAAGAACGUUCAUCAUGGCAGCAAAACCCAUCGUCCUCCAUAUCGGAGACCCAGUCAAAUGGAAUACGGAGUUCUACUCCACCUUUGCACAAGACUUUACCAUCGUUCGUCCCUCACUUGAAGAGCGACAGCGAGAAGCAUUCAUGGAAGGCUUAAAACAGAAGAAGUGGGGUAAUUUCUCUGCAGUCUUCAGACCUUUCUGGAAUACCGGGGGCGAGAUGGGGAGAUGGGAUAAAGAGCUCGUUCCACUGAUCCCAGACUCAUGCAAGAUCUUUGCAUCGGCUGGAGCGGGCUUUGAUUGGGCCGAUGUCGAUAUUCUGGCUGAGCGAGGUAUCGUGUACUGCAACAGCGCUGCUGCUUCCACCGAAGCUGUGGCAGACUUCGCUAUAUUCCUGAUACUUGCUACCUUCCGAAAUUUGACCUGGUGCACUACUGCUGCUCGAGGUUCGCCUGAAGAGUUUAAAGACUGUCACGAGAAUGCUCCACCCCUCUCACACAAUCCCCGAGGUCAUGUCCUUGGUAUCAUUGGACUCGGUAAGAUCGGAUAUGAGAUUGCGCGUAAAGCGUACCUUGCCUUUGGGAUGAGGAUCAAGUACUUUGACGUAAUCAGAUCGUCAUCCGCCAGAGAAGCAGAGGUCGAAGCCGAGUUCUGUCCAGACAUUGAUUCCGUACUGUCAGUCAGUGACUGCGUCGUUAUCGCAACUCCCGCAAGUCCCGAUGGCAAGAAGUUGAUCGACAAAGAGAGACUUUCGAAAAUGAAGAUGGGUAGCAGAUUCGUUAACAUUGCUCGAGGAAUGCUGGUAGAUGAUGAGGCAGUAGCGGAUGCUGUCGAGGAAGGACGACUGGUUGGAGUUGGACUGGACGUCCACGAACACGAGCCUAAUGUCAAUGAAAGGCUUAAGAAGUUGAAGCAGGUCACCCUUACAACUCACAAUGCUGGUGGAACCUUAGAAACGCACAUGGGUUUCGAAACUCUUGCUAUGCGAAACAUUGACGCCGUUUUGAAAGGAAAGGAACCCUUGACUCCGGUCAACCAGCACCUGAUC
Messenger RNA from Mollisia scopiformis, 1500 nucleotides. Its product is annotated as D-isomer-specific 2-hydroxyacid dehydrogenase-like protein. The annotation marks the transcript as partial. The transcript has 4 exons. Gene Ontology annotation, cellular component: cytosol. The record is from RefSeq and is a predicted model, not a curated record. NCBI's taxonomy places the organism in Eukaryota, Fungi, Ascomycota, Leotiomycetes, Helotiales, Mollisiaceae. Gene Ontology annotation, molecular function: NAD binding; glyoxylate reductase (NADPH) activity; hydroxypyruvate reductase [NAD(P)H] activity.